GCACACGUCACACGGUGAGGAGUGAGGACCGAGGCGGAGGGAACGACGUCACCGGCGGCCGGCGGCGUCAGCCGCUGCCGAGGUCGCCCUCAGUUACUGACUGAUAAACGCGUAUCACCGACGCCUCGUCCGUCAUGCAGCGCGCUUGACUUGCCGCCGAAAACCUUAAGCUGCCUAAUGCAUCUUAGCCUGCCAUCAACAAAACACAAAUGUCAGCCGUCACCGCACAAGGAACGGCGCUUUUAUCACAUCUUAGAAAAUGACUGAAGGUCCCCCGUACAGACAUGAGAAGCCGAUGUGUAUCCGCAUAUGGCUGGAGGUGGGUCACGCGUGCGAGCCUCGGCAGACGGCGUCGGGGCGCGCGCUGUCGCUGGAUUGGCGUGUGUGGGUGCGCGGUGCCAGGGGAGACAUCAGCGCCUUCGUGCACAAGGUCGUGUUCGACCUGCACCCACCCAGCGCCUUCGUGUAUCCCAAGAGAGUGCUCCAGGAGCCGCCGUAUGAAAUCAAAGAGUCGGGCUGCGCGUCUAUUGAUAUUCCGAUCCACGUGUACCUGAAAUUCUCCAGCAAACCAAAGAAAAUCUGUCUCAGAUACAGCCUUUACAUCGAGAACAACAACAAGGCCAGCUCGGAGUCGCGCUGCGUUUACUACGAUUUUGAAAACCCCUCGGACACCUUACUUGGCGCCUUGAUGCAGGGUGGUGGGGAAGUGAUCGCGCGCGCAGGCAACUUCACCAACUCUGGCAAACUAGUCGUGCUAUAUUCAAAAGAGGACCGACCCGAGGACGCGACUAGGAUGAAGAGAUGCAGGUACGUGAAGCCGAUCCGCUGCAAACACGCCAAAAGGCUAACCAGGCCGUGCGCGUUGGACGAAGUCUGUCCGAAAUGUGGUGAAUCGAUAAACGCCGACUUCAGAAAGCAAUUACGCGCAGUGGCCAUGACCGAGGAUGAGAUAAACCGUGUUUCGCAGUUGUACCUAUCGUUCAGCAGUCAUCAAAAGGCGGCGAACGGGUUGAGACUGCCGCCAUUAUCUGACCCGAUCUAUAGGAUACCUGAAUUGCCGCCAUCGCUGCGCGGUGCAGUCGCCAGCAUUGAGGCGGACCACGCCAAGCAGUGACAGUGUUUGGCACUUUCAUACGCGUCAGUGCUUCCAAGUUUCAUACAUUGAUAUUACCUGUGCUGUGCCAUUCUUAAGCCGACUCACUUUGUCGUACCAAUUAUACAGUCCUAAUAAAUAUAUUUUUACUAUUUCAUAUUCUAUACUAAAUAAAUACAUAUAUUAUAAUUUUAAUUUACUUACUCAGAGACGUUUUUUAUGAAUCUUGUUAUUAUAAUGCCAAUGUUUAUGAUGUAAGUUAUUUGUUAUGUAUAUAAGUCUUUUGACUUGGAGUUUAUGUGCUGUGAACAAGAUCUCAAAAGUCAAUUUUAUAGGUGUUAGUUAUCAUAGUCCUCUAUUCAUAGUCAUAUAAUUUAACUAGACAUAUUGGAGCUCCAUAGUUUAAUUUAAUAUAAUAUAUUGUCUAUUUUAUUAUAUUUUAUUAAUCUUUUAAGUAUGAAUAAUUAGAUUUUUAUCAAACAUUCUAAAGUCAAUUUCGUGAUAGUCUAUAGAACGAUAUUAGCCUAAAAAUUUUUGAAUUAUGAACAUACAAUUACAUACGUAUAUUUUUAAUGUUGAUAUUAAAUAGAUUUAUUAUAAAAAUUACCUAUUAGUCAUAGAAUAGAAUAUAGAUUAAUUAAUUAUUUUUAUUAUUAUUUAAAGUUAAUAGCAGUAGGCCUACCUACUGAUAACGGUUGUAAUUAAUUUAUUUUGUUAUGUUACUAUUAUUAUUUUCCGUUAGUUCAAAUUUAGUUUAACAAAUAAAUAAUCAAAUAACUAUUUAUUGGCCUAAUAAUGUGCCUUUUCAUAUUGUAAAAUACUGAAAAUUUUAUUUACUACGAAUUUGCCUUUUAACCUGUUUGUAUAUUGUAUGCGGUACUCGGGUACCUUAUGAGGGUACCUAAUUAUGUAAAUUAGAAAUAUGUGCUCUAAAAACACAGGGUAUGUCGUAAUUCGUUAAGAAAAUGCUAUGGUGCAUUAAAUGAUAAUUUUGUGUUUCAUUUAUUCUUUCUUUAUUUUAUUGUAAUACCUACGUGUAUACCUAUGUUUUUUUUGGUUUUAUUAUGUGUAGGUACGUGUAAUAAAUGGUAGUCUCGACUUUCGUCGUUUCAUAAAAGUUGAAAGUUGUUCAGCCCUUGCUCUUAGAGUUUGGCUACUGAAAGUAAAUUGCCCGGUAAAUUAAAAAAAAAAAGAUCUACUAACUUUUGUAAUAAGACGCAAAUCUGCCUACCUAACUUAAAAAAUUAAAUUGCAAGUAUCAAUCAGAAUUAUUCCAAUAUAGCAAAUAGUGCAAAUAUUUUAAUAACUCAAUUUUGGGAAUUGCCUCCGAUUUUUUUUUUAAUUUCUUUCACUAGCCAAAUUCUAUCAUUACGAGUGGAGUUUAGAUCAUGCUGGUUUUAGGAGGUAGAAGGUUUCAAGAGUCCUUUCAAGCAUAGACUAAUAUAAUAGGCAGACGACAUCUUUAGCCCUUACAGAGUCAUUUAUAGUAUCAUAUCAUUAUGAAAUAAGUGCAGUAAGUUGAAAAUUACAGCCGAGGCGAUAUUGCAGCUCGAGCCAAAGGCGAGAGCUACAUUAAAGAAGCAGAGGCUGUAAUUAUCAAAGCGCACGUAUAUCAUACGACGUUUUAUAAGAUUUGCGAGAAAACACACUUUCUGAAAAUUAAUUUGCAUCUUUGCCUGUUUUCCGAUGACAUUUUGAUGCGCUUGUUAUUUUUGCACAGAUAACGAAGUGCGCACACCAGCGUUUUUUUUUUUAGACAAAUGCACCAAAACAGCCAGUAUUACUAAUAAAAGUAAAUUUAUAUUUUGUGUUUCUGAUACAGAUAAAAUGGUUGAAAAUGAUUAAAAUUAAAGAAUUAUAUUUUUUUUUAUUAUUAUAUUUUAUCUCACAAACUUAAUUUUAUUCAUAAAAUAUUGAGGACUGUUCCGACAUAAAAACUUUUGCCAAGAUUUAAAAAAGUACCGUUCGUUUUUAGACGGAUGAUAAAGGUUUUAUAUUACAUUACGGCACAUGUGCAUAAUGAGAUACAUUACGUUAUUGAAAUUAGUGAAAUAAGCGAUACUUUACGAGCAAAUGUUUUAUAAAUGUAUUUUAUAUUGAUUUCAUGCAUUGGGUUUUCCGGACACGGAAAACGAGUAUGCGGCCGACCUUAAAUAGGUGGAUAUCAUUGAUCUAUUAUGUUCCUCUUUGGUAGAUAUAUCUUUUUUUUUUCCUACGGAAUAUCAGCUAGCGUUAGGGCUUUUUCACACGUGCUUUCGUCAUGGACAAUUCGGCAAUAAUUACGACGAACAGACGUUUGUGUACUGGAAGCUUAUUAACAACACUAGCGGAGAUAUCAGGGCGAUAUCUAUGAAGACAAUUUAUUUAUUUUUGCAUUAUACAAAAUUAUACAAAUAUGCAAAAUGU
Molecule: messenger RNA, 3499 nt
Organism: Bicyclus anynana (squinting bush brown)
Lineage: Eukaryota; Metazoa; Arthropoda; Insecta; Lepidoptera; Nymphalidae
Product: protein ENL
Exons: 4
Coding region: 260-1114 (284 amino acids)
Biological process (GO): regulation of DNA-templated transcription
Cellular component (GO): super elongation complex
Source: RefSeq, a predicted model, not a curated record